AUGACGAACGCUGCCAAGGAAUAUUCAGCAUUAAUCAAAGAGCAACGACAGCUAAAAAAGGCCGAAAGCACCCUCAUAGCCAUGAUUGAUAAAAUCAACCAAGAGCUAAACCAGUUGGUUGUUGAGGAGCUACAACUCAAAUCUCGUGAUGCACAACUGAGCGUGAAAGCUACCCGCAGCCAAGUGGACGUUGCCACCUGUAGUACCGCGGAAAUCAACCAGCAAGUACUAAAUUUGGAUGUGCAGGAUAAUCGAUUUAAGAAAUCCUUGGAGGAAUCGGAAGACGAACUUUAGCAUGUUUCUUAUUUCACAAGACACGGAUGUUUCAUUUUUUAUAUGGAUAUUCUUAGCAAUUAAAACAACGUUCUAUUUAUAGUUGAACUAAAUAAACACGUUUACUUAUGAAUUUAACUGUAAUCCUUUCAAGCAACAAGCCUUUCACUGGG
Molecule: messenger RNA, 446 nt
Organism: Anopheles nili
Lineage: Eukaryota; Metazoa; Arthropoda; Insecta; Diptera; Culicidae
Exons: 2
Coding region: 1-294 (97 amino acids)
Biological process (GO): transcription initiation at RNA polymerase III promoter; transcription by RNA polymerase II
Cellular component (GO): nucleus
Source: RefSeq, a predicted model, not a curated record